AUUUUUAAGUUUAAAAUGAAGCACUCUAUUUCUUAUUGUUCAGAAAAUUAUCAAGCGUUUUUUCAAUGGAUCAUAUGGCAAACACAUUUUCGUUCUUGCAUGUCUCAACCAGAUUAAUAGAAAUAUAAAAACACAAGAUAAAUGUUCAGAUCUAAAUUCCAAAUUAAGCAGUCAAGCAUGGCAAAGCGACUUACAAAUCUGAUAUUAGAUACAUUCCCGAUAAGGCGAAUGUUUUCCCAGCGCUUUCGUGACAAUCCUACUGAUCAAUAUGGAGCUAACCCUUUUCCAAUUACACAGGGAUGCAAUCUUCGAUCAAAAAUGCAGGAGUCAGGAGUAUUUACGUGGGACGCGUCCACCAUGUCCCAAGAGGAGCCGAAUGAUUCAUAUCGUAAAUCGCACGAGGCUAAAGAGGAAGAUACUACUCAUACCAUGGACCCUAAUUCAUCCAUGUGGAGAACCAUAACCAGCGACCAUAAAGAAAUUGAAGAAAAGCCUAAAGAUCAGACUCUGAGCAUACAGAAUUACUACAGGGAUCGUUGGAUCCAAGAGCACAAAGAAAAACGAAGCGACACCAUAACGAAGCAAGCCGUUAAGAUCUUUUCCGAUGAACCUGCUCCUCAGCAGAAUCCAGGGCAGACUCCACAUGAAGCUUCUAUCUACAGGAAACUCGCAAAUAGGAAGAUUCCUCAAGUAAACAAAUCGUACGACCCUGAAAAGGAUGGAGGUUCCGAUUCGAUCGAAUCUAUUAAAAUCAGUCGGCGUAUCAGUGCAGACCAGUUCGACGACGACGAUUUCAAAAGCAUUCCGCAGGGAAAUCGCUGCUACAGCGGUGGUUUGAAUGGUACAUGCGCUUUCCGCCCUCCUGAAUUAACUGUAGGCGCGAUACAGAACCAGCCUUAUACCACUCCACGAUUCCAACUGCCCGAGUACAGCUCUGCACACAAGAAUAGCCAGAAAGAGCACCAAUUCUGCCAUCAGGAAAAGGAAAUGCAAACGAACGCACAAAACGCGUACAACGCUGUCCCUCAAAAUAAUCAAAUGAAAUAUGCUCAGCAAAAUAUGGAAAACUGGUCCACGAUAAUCGACGUCAAGGCUCCAGCGACGAGUAAAACGUGGACUGCACAUAAACCAGAAGCUAAACAGGACUCAAACCAAGGCAACGCAGUAAUCCAAACACAAGAUCCGAUUGUUACGUUUAAACCGGAUAUGUAAAUCCGAUUCACCAUGUGAUGGUUUCAAGCAAUUGUGUCAUUAAAUGUUUCGGUUUUUUAUAUUUUUUAAAUAAAUUGUACACUGUA
Messenger RNA from Cimex lectularius (bed bug), 1298 nucleotides. RefSeq lists its product as uncharacterized. Lineage: Eukaryota; Metazoa; Arthropoda; Insecta; Hemiptera; Cimicidae. The record is from RefSeq and is a predicted model, not a curated record. The transcript has 3 exons. Bases 142 to 1212 code for a protein of 356 amino acids.